Parnassius mnemosyne (clouded apollo) is the source of this 396-nucleotide messenger RNA. The record is from the annotation of a GenBank genome assembly. Lineage: Eukaryota; Metazoa; Arthropoda; Insecta; Lepidoptera; Papilionidae.
AUGAGAAUACACACCGGAGAAAAACUUUUUUCGUGUAAUAUCUGUGAAUAUAAAUAUAAUAGAAAACAUAGUUUGCAAACACAUAUGAAAAUACAUACUGGAGAAAAACCUUAUUCGUGUGAGAUCUGUGAAUAUAAAUGUAUUACAAAAUGUAGCUUGCAAAAACAUAUGAAAAUACAUACCGGAGAAAAGCCUUUUUCGUGUAAUAUCUGUGAAUAUAAAUGUAUUCAAAAAAGUCGUUUGCAAAUACAUAUGAAAAGACACACCGGAGAAAAAUCUUUUUCGUAUAAUAUCUGUGACUACAAAAGUAUUGAUAAAAGUAUUUUGCGCUAUCAUAUGAAAAUACAUACUGAAGAAAAACGUUAUUCGUGUAAUAUAUGCGACUAUAAAUGUUAA